AUGCUUGCAACGAACAAACCGGUAGCUGAUGUCGACUCCGGCCGCAAACUUGGGAGACUUCCUUCGAGUAUUGAUGGCAGUGCAGGCUGUGCUCCUGACAGGCCACCCUCGACGCCAUCCCCAGCGACGACCUGUCGGCACCGCGCAUCUUUGCCGCUCUCAAGGCUCGUUUUGCACCGGACGACGCUACACGCACUCUCGAGUUGUUCGCUCGCCUUUGGGACUUCAGGAAGAUGCCUGCCUCCGUCGAGGCCUACGACACUUGGCUACGCGAGUACAUGUCGAUUGCUCAGGAAAUACGCGACGCCAAAACAUCGCUCAACGACGUGCUCGCCACCCACGUGCUCGCCAUGGUCCCGUCUUGCCUCGACAGCUUCCGACUCACGUUCACGGACGAGCAGCGAAACCGACGCGACCUUCCCGAACUCACGACGCUUACGGACCGCAUUCGCAUCCAGCUUCGUUCGGCAGGACUCUCGACCUCGCAUUCGGCCAUGCUUGCCACCAGCUCCCCCUGCCCCGCCUGCCGCGCUCCCGGUCACCGCCUGCGCGACUGCACUUCACGUGCGAAGCACCCGCCCACCGGCCCCUGCCGCCGAUGCCACAAGAAAGGUCACUGGGCACUCGACUGCAAGAACCGGGGUGAACAGGCACGUAGCAGCGACGACACCCAGGACGACACGUCUUCCUCCGCGGCCUCGCAACCGAACGUCGGCUAUUUCGCCUCCUGCCUCUUCGCUCGUCGCCAACUCCCAACUGACGCCUUUGUAGUCGAUUCGGGUGCCACGACACACAUGGUCGCCGACCGAUCUCUAUUCACGACUUAUCGUCAGACGGCACACACCAAGAUCGGCGGCAUCGCGGGCGGCAUCACGGCUAUCGGCAUGGGGGACGUGGCAUUCGUCGCCAAGACUGGACACCCGAUCACGCUCCGUGGUGUUCUUCACACGCCUGGCCUACACGUCAACCUCCUCUCUGUCUCUCGCCUCUGCGACACCGACCGCGUUCGUCUCGCCUUCACCAGCGACGGCAUCGACAUCGCCAAGGACGGCCGGGCCAUUGCUCACGGUACCAGGGUCAACGACGGUCUUUACCUUUUGGACGCGGAUCACACCAAGUGUCAGCAUCUUGCCUUCCUCUCACGCUCUGAGUCUCCCGUGCCCCUGCUUACCCUACACCGCUGCCUCGGCCAUCUUGCCCCAUCCUCUAUACAGAAGAUGAUUGCUGCAGGUUUGCUGGACGGGUUUGGGGCCGGGUACAGUGACAAAGACGUAGAGGAGUUUGUUUGCAAUGCUUGCCUUGGUUCCAAAGGUCACCGCCUUCCCUUUCCCGACUCUGAGUCGCAUUCCGCCGAGAGACUUGGCCUCGUGCACAGCGACGUCCUGUCGUUCCCCACUCCGUCCUUGACCGGGAAGCGCUACCUUGUCACGUUUCUAGACGACCACUCUCGCAAACUCUGGGCAUAUGCGAUCGAUCACAAAAGCGAUGUUUUCCCGACCUUCCAGACUUGGCUCGCCGAAGUGGAGUUAGAGACGAACGCGCGGUUGAGGAUCCUUCGAACCGACAAUGGCGGGGAGUACCGAUCAAACGCAUUCACGGAGUUCUGCAAAUCCAAGGGCAUUCGUCGUCAAUACUCUAUCCCUUACACGCCUCAACAAAACGGUCGCGCCGAACGUGUCAACCUCUCCAUCGUCGAGGGCGUCCUCGCUCUCCUUGCGGACGCCCGUCUGCCGGCCACCUUUUGGGAUGAAGCGGCUGCGUAUUUCGUUUAUUGCAAAAACAGGUGCUCACACUCAGCUUUGGCCAAACAGACUCCAGAAUCCGUUUGGAACGGCCAACGCACCACCGCCACCGCCCUCCACCCGUUCGGCUGCACAGCCUGGCUCACGGUCGCCCCGGACCUUCGCAGCAAGCUCGACCCCAAGGCCGCGCGCGUGAUCUUCACAGGUUACGACCUCGCCUCCAAAGCUUUCCGUUUCUUUGACCAUUCCAUCAACAAGAUUGUACUUGGUCGCAAUGCCACCUUCCUCGACGACGACUUCCCCGGCCUGCCAGUCACCACGCCCGUCGAUGCAGACGACACCGACCGUCAGUUCGUCGUUCCCGCCGACACGCCCGCCCCUGCCGUCAAGACGAGGACCCCACUAGUAAGGUCGGCGCACAUGGACGUCUCAUCCUCCCUUGAUGAUUCUGCCAUGAGCGCCGUUGACGUGGCCCCAGGGUACACUGGCGGAACCUUACUUAAUUCCACAGAUACCGAAUCGUCCUCGUCACCGUCUCCUGAGCCGUCCUCGUCACCGUCGCCCACAAACCCUUUGUCACCGUCGCCUGCGCUGUCACCGUCGUUGGCAGCGUCAUCGUCACCCUCGGUCUCACCGACCGACUCUGACUACUCCGCCGACCCUCUGGACCUCAUCGGCUCACAGACCCCGACUCGCCUUGGCCCACCGGACGUGCACCGCCCAGACUUCAGCACGUACCGUGAGCCCGCAUCGGCUGAGGAGUCGCCCGACGAACUCGACAUCAUUGGGCGUCACUCGCGCGAUGAAUCGCCGGAUGAAAUCGAUUUCCUCACCCAACACCACCGCGCCUUCAUCGCCACAGACGACGACGAGCACAACAUCUGGGCUGAGGCCGCCGCCGCCGAGUUCACCGCCAUGCGCGACGACUUCAAGGUGUUCACCAUCGAGCCUCGCUCAUCUGUACCGCCGGGCGCCACCAUCGUCACCUCCAAAUUCGUCUGGAAGACCAAGCGCAACGCAAGCGGUGAAGUCACGGGGCGGAAGGCAUGUCUUGUAGCGCAGGGUAACCGACAGCGCGACGGCAUCGACUUCUCAGAAACCUUCGCACCCGUCGCCCGUUUCUCCUCCAUUCGCUGCCUCCUGGCUCUUGCCGCUGCCAAUGGCUACCACGUUCAUCAGGCCGACAUCGACAAGGCUUACCUCCACGGCGAGCUCGAUCAUGAUAUCUGGAUGACGACACCACGCGGUUUCGACUUCCCGAGCGAUAAGGUUCUCCGGCUGCGACGCUCAAUCUACGGUCUCAAGCAGGCCGGUCGCAUCUGGAAUCGUCACAUUGACACAUCACUCAGGAAUCUGGGGUACAAGGCAACAGGCACUGAUCACUGCAUUUACUCUCGCAUUGACGAUCAGCAGCGGCCUCACUAUAUCGCCUUGUAUGUCGACGACCUCCUCAUUGUCAGUCCAGCCCUCGACGAGAUCGAACGUGUCAUCUCCGGCCUUGAACAGCGGUACGGCGUCAAACGACUCGGCCCCGCGGAGUACAUCCUCGGAAUCCAAAUACGCCGCCUGGACGACGGUUCCAUUGCUCUAUCCCAGGAGCGCUACAUCAUGGACGUGCUGGCCCGUUUCCACUUCGACACCACGACACGCGGCACUACGGUGCCGAUGACGCCCGGCCUCUCGCUCACGGCAAUUCCGGGUCAGGGAACGGAGCGCAUUCGUUCGUGGUACCUACAGGCCAUCGGCUCCCUCCUCUACAUCUCCCUUGGCACUCGACCCGACAUUGCCUUCGCCGUCUCGUACCUGUCCCGGUUCGCCAACAACCCCGGCCGCCGCCAUUGGAUUGCCGUCAAACACGUCCUUCGCUACCUUCGCGCCACGUACCGCGAUGAGCUUCUCUAUGCCCGCGGCCCAGCAAAAGUCACGGGUGUGGUUGGUUAUUCUGAUGCGAACUGGGGCGCCUGCGUCGACACAUCCAUUUCAACGAUGGGCUACGUAUUUUACUUGGCAGGCGCCGCUGUCUCUUGGUCGUCGAAGCGUCAGACUCGGGUAGCGGAUUCCACCACUGAUGCCGAGUACCUGGCCUUGUCGCACGCGGGUAAGGAAGCGAUCUACCUUAACCAACUCCUCUCCGAGCUCCACGUUUGCCCAAUCGCUGCAGCUCACAUCUUCACCGACAACGAGGCCGCGGCCGCCGUCGCUCACGACCCCGUUCGCACCUCCGGCACCCGGCACAUUCGCCUCCGCGAGCAUUUUGUCCGUGACAUGGUCAAUCGAGGUGAUAUCUCUCUCUCACACGUUGGCACAGCAGACAUGGUUGCGGACGUAUUCACCAAAGCGCUAGGCCCCAAGAUUUUUGGUACACAUUGCUAUGCUCUAGGCCUCCGGACGCGACAUCCACGGCUCAAGUCUACCUCGCGUUCGCGUGGGGGGGGGGGUGUGAGGAAUCCACUCUCCGCUCGGCUCAGGACUUAGGCGCGCGGAGCGAACCGGGCGCGGACUUAGGCGCGCGGAGUGAGCCGGGCGCCCCGGCCCAGGACUUAGGCGCGCGAAGCGAGCCUGGGACUUAG
This is a messenger RNA of Microbotryum saponariae, 4312 nucleotides long. Lineage: Eukaryota; Fungi; Basidiomycota; Microbotryomycetes; Microbotryales; Microbotryaceae. The record is from the annotation of a GenBank genome assembly.